UAGCGACUUGAAGAGCGAAGCCGGCCGGAAGAGCAACAUGGAGCCGGUCGUGAAGGUGUACGGGCCAGCCAUGUCUUGGAACAUAGCCAGGGUCCUUGUGAGCCUGGAAGAGUCCGGCGUCAAGUACGAGCUCGUCGCCGUCGACUUCGCCGCGGCCGAGCACAAGAGCCCCGCCCACCUUGCUAGGAACCCAUUCGGUCAGGUCCCAGUUUUGAAGGACGGUGACUUUUGCCUCUGGGAGUCACGCGCAAUCACGAAAUAUAUAUGCCGAAAGUACAAACCUGAGCUCCUUGGGGUUGGCAAUCUCGAGGGAUCAGCAAUGGUCGAUGUGUGGCUGGAGGUGGAGGCCCACCACUACCGUCCUCUCAUAGAGGCUGUUCUUAUGGAGAUCAGGAUCCGGCCGAUUUUCGGGCAAAGGGUUGAUGAGAGGGCCGUUGAGGAGAACAUUGACAAGCUGAAGAAGGUGUUGGAUGUGUAUGAGUCCAGAUUGUCGAGCUCCAAGUACCUAGCUGGAGAUUUCAUCAGCCUCGCCGACCUCAACCACGUCUCCACCAUGCUUUGCCUAGGGAUCACUAUAUACACAUCGGUGCUCGACAUGUACCCGCAUGUAAGGGCCUGGUGGGAUGACCUGAAGGGCAGGCCAGCGGCGAGGAAGGUGUCGGAUCUAAUGCACAUGUCCGUGAAGAAUGAUCUAAAAUGAUUAUGUUGGCAACUCUUUCAUUAAUGUGUUUGUACUUUUUCGGUAUUUGGUCAAGGUGUUUGUGUUGAACUAGUAAAUAUUCAUGUUAUUCGAGAAAAUAUGACACACAGUGGGAAAUCAAGUCGAAAUACGAAAAAAAAAUGUAGCAGAGUUGCCACAUUUCAAGUGAUUCCUGUAGUCGGUCGUGGUGAAAUAAAAUUGAAGCCUUAAUGCAA
Messenger RNA from Triticum aestivum (bread wheat), 915 nucleotides. RefSeq names its product glutathione S-transferase 1. NCBI's taxonomy places the organism in Eukaryota, Viridiplantae, Streptophyta, Magnoliopsida, Poales, Poaceae. Gene Ontology annotation, cellular component: cytoplasm. The record is from RefSeq and is a predicted model, not a curated record. Bases 38 to 700 code for a protein of 220 amino acids. Gene Ontology annotation, biological process: glutathione metabolic process. The transcript is spliced from 3 exons. Gene Ontology annotation, molecular function: glutathione transferase activity; glutathione binding.